AUGUUAUUCGUUGGCGGAAAUUUCGAGGAGAUGAAAACCGCGUACGAUGUGAUGAAGGAGAGAAGAAGAAGGAUUUGCGAUAUACAUUUCAUCGAAACGGCACAGCGAAUGACAGAUGAGAUAACGUCACGAGGAGGCAGUUUGUUGCGUUCAGAAGAUGAUGGACGUACUUACGUGAGUAAGAGAGAUAUUCCUCCGCAGCUGAUUGCGAAUCUACAAGAUGUCUUGAAUGGUUUCGAUGACGGUUCUCUCUUCUCCGAUGUUGAUGUGCAAACAUUCGUGAAUGAAUGUCUCAGUCGAUACUAUAAUGGAGAAGUGUGGAUGGGUCCAGACUUGCAGUUUCCGAAGAGUGUCCAGCCUAUGGGUUUAAAAAGAGUCGAAGAGGCAUCAGUUCCUAGCGGACCUCAAUUCGUUCCAUCAACCACACCUCCGCCUACUAAAAGACCAAAAAUUGAGCUAGAAUUUGUGGAGAAGCGGGAGUCAACAUCGGAAUCGUCAUUUGUCCAUUCUGUUUCUUCGGAAAGCAUCACGAUCGGCUCCUUUCAUGCUCCAAACAAGGAUACGUCUACCUCCUCGUUUGACCCAUGGGAUAUCUGCGAAUUGCCUUCACAGGACAACGAUCUGCUCAGGAAGCACUUCAUGGUGGAGGGCGAACAGCUGCUUCAACUUUUUCGGUUUUGCCCACAAUGUGGUCAGAAGAUUCCCGAGGGAAACACUGUAAGACUUCUCGAACAUGCAACAACAGUAGGAUUUCAGUUCGUUGAACCUGAAUGGAUGGCGAAACAAUUCGAGUUGCUUCUGAUUAUGAAUGCCACCUCGCGAAGGUCGAUGGCUUUCAUUCCCAAAGUUAUGAUGUUCGAACUUCGCAUAACAUUCCUCCUUCACAUGGAGUUCAAGCAUAGAGAAUUUCAGCGGAAAAGAGGACGGACCGGAAACCCACUACUUAGUACUAUUCUGUGCCUUGCUCUUAACGUUUCUUUUGAGAACAUACGCAUUCUCCUGGUUGGAAAGGCUAGUGAUGACCGUAACGAUGCGCAACUCGAGCACCAGAGAAUAUUUGUAACAUCUGUCGCUCGUGAAAUGUGA
Messenger RNA from Necator americanus (New World hookworm), 1086 nucleotides. RefSeq lists its product as uncharacterized. NCBI's taxonomy places the organism in Eukaryota, Metazoa, Nematoda, Chromadorea, Rhabditida, Ancylostomatidae. The record is from RefSeq and is a predicted model, not a curated record. Bases 1 to 1086 code for a protein of 361 amino acids. The transcript is spliced from 11 exons.